GGUUUUGGUAUGAAAGAAAGCAUUUGGUUGCCCAGCUUUUGUAUUUGAGGGCCGGUUGCACCUGUUGUGCCUCUGACUGGUAGCUUUGGUAUAACGUCAGAUUCGCUGGGAACGAUUGCAAUUGGUGUUAUCCAGUUCUAAAAGUCUGGAUAAGUAGAUGCUAUUGAGGCAAGGUACAUCAUGUGCUCGUCUUGAUCUGGGACAAAGAACUAUUGAAGUUGGAUUAUAAAUUGAUUUUGAACUUGAGAGUUUGGACCGACGGAAGCUUCGGGUUCGGGGAAGAAAUCAGCUCAUCCGAAAGAGUGAACCUUUGGGGAUAACUACAGACGACCAUCAACAAACUCAUUAAAUCCUUCUCCUCAACACAAUCUUCAAGAUGUACGCAUUUAACAAAGUCAUGAAGCUCUUAAUCUCCAUCGCCAUCGCCAUGGUUCUCCUCACCCUCAACUCCGUCUCUGCACUUCCCACCUCCGAGGUCGCCGAGAUCGAAACUCGAAGUGCCCUCCAUCCAUGCUCCGUCUUCAUUCAACGAUGGUGCCAAGAUUGUGAAGAACGCUUCGACGUUGCCUACUACAAUGUCACAUGGACCACUCCUUGGAAUUGGCCAAUUGCUGCCUUCUGGAACCAAGAAUCCGACGAAGUCAACGUCCCAACGGUUGGCUCUGAACUUGUCGCCGUCCAAGUCGGUUCCAACAUUCUCCACAUCAUCGAUACCGCCGACCCAGCUCCAGGCGAUAACAACGAUCCUGGCAAGUUGAGCUUCGUGUGGGGAACUGAUACGUGGGACUCGUUCAGUCCGGGUUCACCUUGUGAUGUGGGUCCCGUGGGCACGAAUGCACAGUAUGGGGGUAGCACGAAUUAUGAGUGCGAGUGGUUGUGUGAUAACUGAGGUGGUGAUGGGCGAUUUCGAACUGCUCGGUUGUGGUAGGAAUGAAUGCUGGGAAUUGUGAUUU
This is a messenger RNA of Mollisia scopiformis, 953 nucleotides long. RefSeq lists its product as uncharacterized. The record is from RefSeq and is a predicted model, not a curated record. The coding region runs from base 377 to 889 and encodes 170 amino acids. The transcript is spliced from 4 exons. NCBI's taxonomy places the organism in Eukaryota, Fungi, Ascomycota, Leotiomycetes, Helotiales, Mollisiaceae.